Messenger RNA from Oldenlandia corymbosa var. corymbosa, 2672 nucleotides. The record is from the annotation of a GenBank genome assembly. NCBI's taxonomy places the organism in Eukaryota, Viridiplantae, Streptophyta, Magnoliopsida, Gentianales, Rubiaceae.
CUCUCUCUCUCUCUCUCUCUCUCACUUAUCCCCACUACGUAAUAAUUUUGGCUCUUCAUCAAUUUUAUUUUAGCUGUGUCCACUUUGCAAAUUUUUUUUUGGCCUUGUUUAAGUCCGUCUCUUUCUCUCUCUUCUUUAUCUGUGAGCCGGGGGGGGAGGAAGAUUGAAAAAUCGAAAUUGAAAGUAAGAAAUUACUACUAUUUAUCAGCCCUGCACAUCUUCAUUUUCUCGGUUCUGAAUUGCAGAUGUGUCUCUUCUUGUUUCAGUUCUUUCUUCAGGGGAUAAAUUAAAGAGAGGAAAGAAAAAAAAAAAGGAAAAAAAAAUUCAAUAAACGAGGAUUCAGAAACAGCCACAACCAACCCACCAAAACCAAAAACAAGAAAAUAGCUUUUUACCAGUAGUACUAUAUAUAUUGACACCCAAGAGUUCUGUGUCUCGGUUAUAGUUCCUCUCUUGUACGGCACUAUCAAGGAAGUGAAGGAAGGGGAAAGUAGAAAGGGGAUUGAUUGAACUCUCGAGUGUGUUCAUUUUGUUUUUUUUUUCUGGGUUGGACGGCCUGAUAAGUUAUGAGUGGUCAAAGGGUCAUAUUUUUGAAGAUCAGCUCGGAAAUUUAAGGGGUUUUGUAUUAAUAAAGUGUGAAUCUUUGAAGUGAACCAUGAUGGCUGGUAGUAAUGAAAUCAACGCCAGUGAAUCCAAGAGGGUUGUUCCUCUCAAUACUUGGAUACUCAUCUCCAACUUCAAGUUGGCUUACAACAUGCUUCGCCGCCCCGAUGGAACUUUCAACCGGGAAUUAGCUGAAUUUCUUGACAGAAAAGUCCCUGCAAACACAAUCCCUGUUGAUGGGGUUUAUUCCUUUGAUGUUGUUGACCGUGUAACAAACCUCCUUAAUCGUGUGUACCGGCCUGCCCCUGAAAAUGAGGAUCAAUAUGGAAAAAUAGAGCUUGAGAAGCCAUUAAGCACCACUGAAGUUGUCCCAGUUAUUGUCUUCUUCCAUGGAGGAAGUUUUGCACAUUCAUCAGCAAACAGUGCUAUUUAUGACACCCUUUGUCGUCGUUUAGUCAGCAUUUGCAAAGCAGUAGUUGUGUCUGUGAAUUACCGGAGGUCACCUGAGUAUCGUUACCCUUGUGCUUAUGAAGAUGGAUGGGCUGCUUUGAAAUGGGUUCAUUCAAGACCUUGGUUACAGAGUGGGAGAAGCGAGAAGGACUUGAAAGUUCAUGCUUUCUUAGCUGGUGAUAGUUCAGGAGGAAACAUAAUUCACCAUGUUGCUGUUAGGGCUGCCGAAUCAGGAGUCGAGGUAUUAGGCAAUAUCCUGCUUCAGCCGUUGUUUGGUGGAGAAGAAAGAACAGAAUCAGAAAAGAGGUUAGAUGGGAAAUACUUUGUGAAAGUCCAGGAUAGGGAUUGGUACUGGAGGGCGUUUUUGCCUGAAGGUGAAGACAGAGAUCAUCCAGCUUGUAACAUAUUUGGUCCUAGGGGUAAAAGCAUUGAAGAUUUAAAGGACUUCCCGAAGAGUCUUGUUGUUGUGCCUGGUUUGGAUCUUGUUCAGGAUUGGCAAUUGGCUUAUGUUGAAGGGCUGAAAAAGAAUGGAAAAGAGGUGAAACUUCUACAUCUCAAGGAUGCCACGAUCGGGUUCUUCUUCUUGCCGAACAAUGAUUAUUUCUACUUGCUUAUGGAGGAAAUCACAAGCUUUAUCCACAAGAACGACUCCUAACUGUUAAUAUAGAUUAUUAUAAUUAACUUUGAUUUACCACUUGGCAGCAAAUACAUAACAUAAAAGUUUGACAAUGCAACGCGGGUUCUUUUUAUAUUUCGCCCCUACUUUUGGCAGUGAUGGUGAUUAUGGUGUGUAGUUUUUAUGAUGAUUGUGUAGAGUUACUACUUACCCUUAUUAUUAUCUUCAACUUUUCUUAUCUAUCUUACAAGAAGAAUGGUGGAUGUGAAUUGGGGAUUCUGUUGUGUCCCCUUUGCCUGAGGAAUGAUCCAUUGCCCUUUUGUGUUUUCAACGGGGUGUCAUUGUGCCUGAUCAAUUGCUCUAAUGUUGAAGAAAGAUUGUAACUAGAUGUAUGCCAGCUUAGCCAUGUCCGCCAUUGAAAAUCUCUGACCAGGAAGGAGCAGAGUGUAGUAUACUAAGUAGUAGCACUUGGAGGCAUUUGGCCCUAACUCAUUUGGGUGUGGCUUCGGUGUUUGGCAAAAUGGAAAUGCCAGAAGUCUAGUUUCAGGACGUGAAUUGGAAAUCAUGGAGCUGUAAAACCCUUGUAUGUUAUUAUUAUACUGUUGGCGUAGAGAUAUAUAAAGAUUUUUGUUUGUUUCGUUUUCUUAGUGUAUAUGCAGCUCUGUUUUGAGUAAUUCUAUCCCACUGCUUAAUGUUCUAUUAGAACUGGAUGGUUGGCUACUUUUGGCUCCAAAAUUGCUACUGGACAAGGCUCCAGUGAAGUUUGUUCUUUUCUCAGUACUUUGCUCUUCUUGGUAUUAGCCAUUUCCAUGGAUCAAAUGUUUGUUUUUUUUUUACCAUCUCUGAUUGGAGAGUUCAAGGAUGUUCAUGUAUCACUUUGUUAGGGGAAGUCGAUCAUGAUGGAUUCUAGUACAGAUUUGAUUGUUUUGCCCGAGACGAUGGAAGGAUAUUUCGUCCUCCUUUUCUGAUUGCUUGCUCCUUUAAUGGCAGAUGACACAUUCGG